Messenger RNA from Impatiens glandulifera, 1220 nucleotides. Its product is annotated as chlorophyll a-b binding protein 7, chloroplastic. The transcript has 6 exons. Gene Ontology annotation, cellular component: membrane. Gene Ontology annotation, biological process: response to light stimulus; photosynthesis, light harvesting in photosystem I. The record is from RefSeq and is a predicted model, not a curated record. Lineage: Eukaryota; Viridiplantae; Streptophyta; Magnoliopsida; Ericales; Balsaminaceae. The coding region runs from base 52 to 1059 and encodes 335 amino acids.
UAAAUUAAGGCAAACUAACAAAUCUCAAAAUCACCAAAUUCUCCAUCAUCAAUGUCUUCUCUACUUCAUCAGCCAUGUUCGAUUUCGUCAAGUUCAUCAUCUUUCCUCGCCAGCAGUCUGCAAGCAAGAAUAGCUCCGACGAAUAAUUCUUCAAACUGUUACAUCAGACUAGGUCGCAGGAUCUCGUACUCAGGAUGCAGAGCUUCAUGGCAAGAGCUUGCCGGAGUUUUAGUAUUCUCCGCGAUUCCUUUCACCGCCGUGAAAGCCAUAGCAAAUAGCCCUCUCGGAGAGUAUCUUCAGAAGAGAAUGAUGGAGAGAAAGAAGUCUGAUGUACAGAAUUCUUCCAAGCUCAAGGCACUUGCGGCGAAGGCAAGAGAGAAGAGCAUAUGGUAUGGUGAGGACCGACCUCGUUGGCUUGGCCCAAUCUCAUACGAAUAUCCUACGUAUCUUACUGGAGAUAUCCCCGGAGAUUAUGGCUUUGAUUUGGCAGGUUUGGGCAAGGAUCCCGUGGCAUUUAAAAAGUAUUUCAAUUUCGAGAUACUGCACGCUCGUUGGGCUAUGCUUGGAGCACUUGGUGCACUUAUUCCAGAACUAUUAAACCUGCUUGGAACCUUUCAGUUUGUUGAACCAGUUUGGUGGAGAGUUGGCUAUUCUAAGCUUCAGGGAGAGACACUGGAUUACCUCGGUAUCCCAGGGCUUCACUUGGCUGGAAGUCAGGGAGUUAUCAUUAUAGCCAUCUGUCAAGUCCUUUUAAUGGUUGGACCAGAAUAUGCAAGAUAUUGUGGUAUUGAAGCUCUUGAACCUCUAGGAAUUUACUUGCCCGGCGACAUAAACUACCCGGGUGGCACACUAUUCGACCCAUUGAACCUCUCACAAGACCCGGUUGCUUUUGAAGAGCUAAAGGUCAAAGAGAUUAAGAACGGGCGAUUAGCAAUGGUUGCAUGGUUAGGAUUUUAUGCUCAAGCAGCUCUAACUGGUAAAGGUCCUCUUCAGAAUCUUCUUGAUCAUGUUGCAGAUCCCACUCAUAAUAAUUUGUUUUCGGUUUUGAACUUUAUGUAAAUAUGUCUCACGCAAAAUGUUGAUCUCCGAUGUAUUUAGCUUUAUUUGAAAAACAAUGUUUAAAAGUCAUGCUUGUUACUUGAAGUUGAUAAUUGAUAUCAUAUUUGUAUAGCAUUGAUUAAUUGUAAUAAUUAUUUGUUUAUGAAAAUAUGUUAUUUUGA